This is a messenger RNA of Drosophila busckii, 1415 nucleotides long. Its product is annotated as transcription factor SPT20 homolog. The record is from RefSeq and is a predicted model, not a curated record. The coding region runs from base 374 to 1189 and encodes 271 amino acids. Lineage: Eukaryota; Metazoa; Arthropoda; Insecta; Diptera; Drosophilidae. The transcript has a single exon.
UGUGUGUGUGUGUUACAUAGUUCAGCUUGCAGUUGUUGUAACAUUUGAACUUGUAACCUCAGCGUGUCAAAUAGGUGAAAGGCAAGCGAACGCAGCAGCUCGACGAAUGCCGAAACGUGCUCAAGUUCAGUUCGCCAAACAACAAGCGACGAGAACAAGCAGUUUGUAGUGUAGUGUGUGUUGUUUGUAGUGCAGUGUAGGCAAAUCAGAGCAGGCCGAGCCAAAGCAAAGCUCAAAUAUGCCAAAAAUCACAGAAGCCUCGCCUCAGUCGAUUCCAAACACAGUUCGGUUAAACAAACAAAUCUAAUUUUUUUUCUCUUUCGCUUUUGUACAUUUUUUUUUUCUUCUUUCUUUUCACUAUAUAUUUGGCAAUAUGGCUAAAGCCCAGCAGCGUAACAACAACAACAACAACAACAACAACAAGCAACAAAAAUUGACGCCAACAGCAGCAAAGCAGCUCAAGCCAAAGCUGAAGACCAAGGCGCUGCCCAAGCUGCAGUCCAGCAAGCAGUUGAAGCAGCAGCGCAGCAAGCAGUGCCGCUCCAAGCUGAUGAGUCGUGCACUGCAGCCGCUGCUGCUGCCGCCGUCGAAGCGCGCGCUAAAGCAGAAGCGCGCACAGAAGCUGAACCAGCUGAACAAGUCGCCGCUGAAGCAGCGCAAAGCGAAACGCACAGCAGCAGCAGCAGCAGCAGCGUUGAGUGCAGCAAGUGGCGCAGCUGCUGUUGCCAAACGACGUUUGAAGGCAGGCGCUGCCACAAAUCAGCCGCACAUGUUGUUUCUUGUCAAGGACUCGCCGCAGCGUUUGCAGCGCAGCAAGAAAGUGAAGCAGCAGCAGCAGCAGCAGCAACAGCAACCAACACAUCAGCAGCAGCAGCAGCAGCAACCAGCGCAGCAGCAAACACUUGGCGUGCCACAAAUGAGCUUUGAUUAUUAUCAAAGCAAAGUGCAGGAGCAGCGAGCGCAGCAGCCCGCCCCACGCUCCACGCCGCUGCCCAGCCAGCAGUAUGGCAGCCCUGGCUAUGGCAACUAUGUGGCAGUCAAUGGCAAACCCCCGGUGCUGCAGCGAGAGAUUCACAUGGAGGUGCCGCUGUCCUAUCGACUGCCCAUCAUUGAUUUCAUAUCGACAAACGAUUUUGAGCGCAUGAAAGCGGCGCCCGCCAAGCGUCGGCGUGUCAAACCCUUGUACUGAAGCAGCGAGUAGCGAGUAGCGUGCCAGCGAGUAGCGAAGUCUUUUAUUGAUUAUUUCUUUUUGGCAAAUUUGCAAAGUCUUAGACAAAAUUUAAUGUUGAACGAUAUUGUAAAGUUCGUUGCUCAAAUGCAACGAGUGUUAAAUUGUUGUAAUGAUUUAGUAAAUUUAAUUGAUUAAAAGCAACGCGUUGUCAAUUGCAGCGUAACGAGUAAACUAUAUAUCAAUU